This is a messenger RNA of Striga asiatica, 315 nucleotides long. The record is from the annotation of a GenBank genome assembly. NCBI's taxonomy places the organism in Eukaryota, Viridiplantae, Streptophyta, Magnoliopsida, Lamiales, Orobanchaceae.
AUGGAUGAGGGGUAUGAUCUAAUGAAAGGGGUGCUCGAGUUUUUCUUGGCAGAAGAAGUCAUGCUCCGCUCGAACGAAUGCUUCAAGAAAGAAACAUUGUCUUUUACUCGCGAAGAAGUUGCAACCUCGAAAGCUGAUGACCCCACAGUCCUCGAAGAUUGUGAAGAAUCAUCAUCAUCAUCAUCAUCAUCCGUAAAAGAAGCAAUUUCCGAGCCAUCCAAAGAAGGCUCCUUCGACAAUCCAAGAUUCGGAGAUGAACUCGAGCUGUUCUUUUCUUUCUCGACCGGCUCCAAACUAAUCGACAAAACCGGCUGA